Molecule: messenger RNA, 1197 nt
Organism: Recurvomyces mirabilis
Lineage: Eukaryota; Fungi; Ascomycota; Dothideomycetes; Mycosphaerellales; Teratosphaeriaceae
Exons: 9
Coding region: 1-1197 (398 amino acids)
Molecular function (GO): oxidoreductase activity, acting on paired donors, with incorporation or reduction of molecular oxygen; monooxygenase activity; heme binding
Source: RefSeq, a predicted model, not a curated record
AUGUCUACGGAAGCACACCGCCCAAUUUUCCCAUUCGCCCGCGCGGCAGGCGCUGAACCGCCGGCCGAACUUGCCAAACUCCGUGCCUCCAACCCUGUCUCUCGGGUUGAGCUUUGGGAUGGCAGUCAUCCAUGGCUGGUGACAAAGCAUAAUGAUGUUUGCAGUGUACUGACCGAUACGCGACUGUCGAAGCAACGCCAACGCGAGGGCUUCCCUGAGAUGAGUGCUGGUGGUAAGGCAGCAGCGAAGAACAGACCUACCUUUGUCGACAUGGACCCUCCUGAUCAUAUGCGGCAGAGAAAUAUGGUUGCUCAAGCCUUCGCCAAGGAGCACAUCGAGAGCAAGCGGCCCGAGAUCCAGGCGACUGUUAACCGUUGCCUCGAUGAAAUGAUUAAGGGCGGAUGUAAGGAGCCCGUGGAUCUCGUCGAAAAGUUUGCACUGCCGGUACCCUCAGAGAGCAUCUAUAGCAUUCUGGGAGUGCCUUUUGAGGAUGUCGAAUACCUCAAUAGUAUGAACGCUGUCCGAACGAAUGGAAGCUCGACAGCCGCAGCUGCUGCCAAUGCGAAUAAUGAUCUGCUGGAAUAUCUGGGAAAGCUUGUGGACAGAAGAACCGAGAAACCUGAAAAUGACCUGAUCAGUAAGCUCGUCGUUGAACAGCUCAAACCGACCAACAUCGACAGGCUUGAUGCUGUUCAGAUCUCCUUCCUCUUGCUCGUAGCCGGCAAUGCUACUAUGGUAAACAUGAUUGCCUUGGGUGUCGUUACACUGCUUGAGCAUCCAAGCCAGCUAGAGGACCUAAUUCGCGACCCAUCUCUAUCGAAGCCGUUCGUUGAAGAACUCUGUCGCUACCACACGGCCUCAGCUCUUGCCACCCGUCGCGUCGCAAAGGAGGAUAUCACCCUACGAGGCCAGGUAAUGAAAGCUGGCGAGGGAAUCAUCGCUUCCAAUCAAGCCUGCAACCGAGACGAGGAAGUCUUUCCCGAUCCUGACAAAUUCGACCUGCAUCGGAAACGAGGAUCCGAAGAGGCACUCGGAUACGGCUGGGGUGAGCACCGCUGCAUUGCGGAAUGGCUCGCACGCGCCGAACUUGAGACCGUCUUUUGUGAGUACAGUCUGCUUCUGUUCCUGACGAGACAUGGACUGCGCGCUAAACGUGUCCGUUGCAGCGACUUUGUUCAAGAAACUCCCAAAUCUUAA